Messenger RNA from Musa acuminata AAA Group (dessert banana), 1202 nucleotides. RefSeq lists its product as uncharacterized. The transcript has 9 exons. The record is from RefSeq and is a predicted model, not a curated record. Lineage: Eukaryota; Viridiplantae; Streptophyta; Magnoliopsida; Zingiberales; Musaceae. Bases 57 to 944 code for a protein of 295 amino acids.
CUUUCCUUCUAAUUCUUCCGAUUUGGGGGGGAAGGGGAGAGCGGAGAGAGACGGCAAUGGGUUCAUCUCGCGGGCGAUCUUUGGUCCUCUUCACCCUCUCGACUCUCCUCUUGGUUUCCAUCGCCGGCGGGUUCCAGUCCGACGAGUUGCUGCAGGAUGAUGAGGAGUUCGGGCUCGAGGGAGGGCGGCCGGCCGCCGAUCCCGCUCUCUCGACCCCUACUCGCCCCCCGAUCCGCCGAAGACCCGAUCCCGAUCUGCUCUCCGGGUCGCCCGAUUCUAAGUCGGUGCAGUUCUCUUUGGAGCAUCAGUUCGGGGGCUCCGGGUUCUUCCCCGCCGGAACUUUCACAGCCCGCCUCAAGUCGUGGAGCCAUGGUGGACAGACUCUGACCAAGCUUCGGUUUUCGAGGAAUGCACUUACAGAGGAAGAAAAGGGAGCUUUUGAAAGGCUUUUGAAAGAAGAUGGUUAUUAUACGAUCAGAGUACCAUCUAAUGUGUUGACUGCUCCGGGAAGAGAUUUUGUCGUUUCAUCAGUCAGAGCUAGGUGCAUUCCCCGGGAGAGUUUGGAUGAGCAUUUUAUCAUUCAUACUGAUGGUGUGAACAUCGUGGCAGUAAAUUAUGGUUCUGCUGGAGCUUGCCAGUAUCCACGAAUGCUCAAAUAUCCUGCAAAGUGGUCUUUCACAUCAUUUACGGUUUUGAAGAAUAGCGAGCAAGCUCCAAGAACUCCAACAUUUGCUGAAGAAUUGCUUGCCGGAGAGGAUGGACUUGGUGAGGGUGUAAAGCCACCUGAAAAAUCCUUUUGGGCUAAAUAUUGGAUGUAUUUAAUUCCUCUCGUCUUCAUCGUGCUGAAUGCAAUGACCCAAGCCAUGAACAUGCCAGAGGAACAGACUGCUGGGCAAUCUACUCAAGCACAGCGGGCACCAAGCACCACCGUUCGAAGACGAUGAUAGGUUCAUUAGUGAAAGCAGGUGAAUACAACAUAUACAGCCGCCAAACUGCCAGGAAGAGCAGCUGAGGUGUCUUAUUUGCCGGGCGAAUCGUAGCUUGUUCCUGAACUUGAUCAACAUAAAACAUUGCCUUCUUUUGUACUUUUGUACCUCUGCGACCCACAAGGUAGGAUUUCAUGCAGUGUGAAUUCAUGGUCAUAGGAUGUUUGAAACACAUUCGUAUUUGCUAUGCAAAGUUUUGGCUAUCGCAUCUCUCUA